Messenger RNA from Gavia stellata (red-throated loon), 1186 nucleotides. It is a transcript of the gene MECP2, whose product is annotated as methyl-CpG binding protein 2. Lineage: Eukaryota; Metazoa; Chordata; Aves; Gaviiformes; Gaviidae. The record is from RefSeq and is a predicted model, not a curated record. Gene Ontology annotation, biological process: negative regulation of transcription by RNA polymerase II. Gene Ontology annotation, cellular component: nucleus; heterochromatin. Gene Ontology annotation, molecular function: methyl-CpG binding; double-stranded methylated DNA binding; chromatin binding. The transcript has 3 exons. The coding region runs from base 29 to 1186 and encodes 385 amino acids.
CCGCUCCAUCAUCCGGGACCGGGGUCCCAUGUACGACGACCCCACGCUGCCCGAGGGCUGGACCCGCAAGCUGAAGCAGAGGAAAUCGGGUCGCUCUGCCGGCAAAUACGACGUCUACCUGAUCAACCCGCAGGGAAAAGCCUUCCGCUCCAAGGUGGAGCUGAUCGCCUACUUCGAAAAGGUAGGAGACACCUCCCUGGACCCCAACGACUUCGACUUCACCGUCACCGGCCGGGGCAGCCCCUCCCGGCGGGAGCAGCGACCCCCCAAGAAGCCCAAAUCCCCCAAGGGCCCCGGGACGGGCCGGGGCCGGGGCCGCCCCAAGGGCAGCGGGGCGGCCAAGCCCAAGACGGCGGCGUCGGAGGGCGUGCAGGUGAAGCGGGUGAUCGAGAAGAGCUCCGGCAAGCUGCUGGUGAAGAUGCCCUUCCAGCCGGGGCAGCCGGGGGUCCGCGCCGAGGCGGGGACGGCCACCACCUCGGCCCAGGUCCUGGCCGUCAAACGUCCCGGGCGGAAGCGGAAAUCGGAGCCGGAUAGCCAGGCCGUCCCCAAAAAACGGGGGCGGAAGCCGGCGGGGGCGACGGGGACGGGCAGCCCGGUGGGAGCCGCGCCGGAGGCCAAGAAGAAGGCGGCCGCCCCGCCGGCGGUGCAGGAGACGGUGCUGCCCAUCAAGAAGCGGAAGACGCGGGAGACGGUGGUCCUGGAGGCGCGGGAGGCCGCUAAGCCCCCCCCGCCGCCCCCUGAGCGCGGCCCCAAGGGACCCAGGAGCGCCCGCAGCCCCGGCCGCCGCAGCAAGGAGGGCAGCCCCAAGGGCCGCGGCGCCGCGCCGGCACCGCCGCCGCCCGCGCCGCCCGGCAAGAGGGAGCGGGGGGCUUCGCCGCCGCCCCCCCCGCCGCCGCCGCCGCCCCCCGAGCCCCCCGCCAGCCCCAAGGACAGCGCCAGCCCCCCCCCGCCGGCUCAGGACUUCAGCGGGAAGGGCUGCUCGGAGGAACGGGGCGGCCCGGCGGCCCCCGACGGCUGCGCCAAGGAGCCGGCUAAGACUCACCCCCCGCCGCCGCCGCCCCCGCCGCCCUACAAACACCGAGGGGAGGCCGAGCACAAAGACACUGCCUCCUCCUCCUUGCCGCGGCCCCCCGGCCGGGAAGAGGCGGUCGACACCAGGACGCCUGUCCCCGAGCGGGUCAGCUGA